This is a messenger RNA of Spirometra erinaceieuropaei, 2255 nucleotides long. The record is from the annotation of a GenBank genome assembly. Lineage: Eukaryota; Metazoa; Platyhelminthes; Cestoda; Diphyllobothriidea; Diphyllobothriidae.
AUGCACUUCCGGUCGCGGUGCUGGCAGCUGCUGGACUACGUUCUCGUCCUGAAGCGAAAUCAACAGGACGUAUUUGUGGCCAGGGUAAUCUGCGAUGCAAAUAACUGGACGGACUUCCGCCUCGUAAUAUCGAAUAUGAGACUACGUCUGCAAUCCUGCAGGAGCCCACGAGGUAAGCGACCACCAGCUAAGUUAAACAUUGUUUUGUUGAAGUUGCUUGAUAACGCUUACAUUUCGUCAAUCCACUCACCCCGCCCCUGGAAGACCUGCAAGCUGCAGAUGUAAACGCCUCCAUGGAGGCUCGGUGGUGCCAACUGAGAGACGUCGUCCAUGCGGACGCUCUGGAUGUUCUUGAUCGCUAACGUUGUCAACACCAGGACCGGUUCGAUAAAAGCGGCACAGACAUAAACAACCAGUCCGCUGAGAAGAACAGGCUGCAUAGAGCCUCUUCUGGCUGUCCAACUAUCGCAAAGAAGGCGGCCUUCUUCUGAUCGCGCUGUAGAAACUGAGGGCGAUUGUGGACGCCUAGGUAACUCAUGAGGUCGAGGAAAUCCAAAGGUAUUUAAACCGCGAUUAAACAAAUGGCUCCCCCUGACCAGUCCGGGUGGCCUACGGUCCCACAGCCAAUGAAACCGCGUCGAUUCUCAACUCCGAUGAAACAUCAUUUCUGACGGAUAGAUGACAGAUUUUGAAUCGUCGGACCGAGCACUUCGGAAACGCCCUCAACCGUCCAUGUACGGUCUCCGACGCCGUCAUCGACCGACUGCCUCCUGUGAAAACGGACGAUGAGCCGGACCUUCACCUCCACCCCAGACAAAAUCGGAGACGUGCAGCAAAUCUCCAGAGGGAAAUCACUGGGAUCCAACGUAAUCUCGUCCGAAGACUACAAGUGCGGCGGACUCCAGCUGAUGAAUCACCAUCAUGUAUCGCUAUUCCAUGAGAAUGUGGCACCGAGCGCAAGUUCCUUAGGACUGCAAGGACGCAGAAAUAGUUGAGUUCUACAAGCAGAUGGGAAACCGGUAAGUCUGUGAUAGCGACAGUAGGAUCCUGCUUUUUAACAUCAACGGUAAACUAGCCGGAAAACAUCGCCGGGAACUUUUUUGACAUAACUGGAGUGUUCUGAAGGAGGUAAUAAUCCGCCGUUCCGCUGAAUGAUUUCGUACAUGUUACUGAACGUCAUUAUUUCCCACCUAAGCUUCAGGACCGAUUGGAGCGUUCGAAAUCAUUUGCGAUCGGUAUCCGCCACCCCAUUUUGUUUUACACUGAUUUUGCCCUACUUUCGUAAUAUCGGUGUAUUUAUGGCCCUGAAAUAAGACGAAACAGGCAUUUUCAGGACCAGCACGAAUGAACAGUCUUAAAUAGGACUCUGAUUUCUUCAGUGAUGAGCGGGUAAGUAAUGAAAGUCGCGUAAUUUUCGAAAAAAAUUUUGUUUUCACCGACGGUACUCCUAACUGACUACAAAUCAGUCGUUUGGAAAUAAUUUUUCCUCUUACCUACUGGCAAAUGCUUCUGCCUUAACUAUUUCAUAUUUAACCGAUCUGCAUCUAUCCCUGGACGCUAAAUUUCCUAUAAUUUUGUGCCAUACACAAAGUCAACUCGAAGGAAACAUCCUUCCUGACAUUUCUCCUUCCGGCACCGCUGCCUCUAUGGGACUUAUGUGACUCAGGAAUCCUACGAGGGCACUCGUACCAAGCAUUACACGGCAAGACUUAGGUUAGCAGGUUGCCAAACUAAAUGACGAGGACUCCUCUGAGCAUUUUUUAGCAAACACACUGCCGGCAGAGCAUAGUGGGGCCGAAAUCGAUGACACACAUAUGGCAGAAGACGAAGAUGCGAUCACUGAAACAAGAAAUUUAUUGGCUUGACUUUUCGGAUUCUCACUCGAACCCCUCAUCAGAGACAGUCGCAGAUAUGACAGUUCGACAGUUGUUGCCGACGUUGUCCACCGUGCGCUCCAGCGCAAGUAUCCCUAGGCUUGCACAGCAUCUACCGCACUCCCUCCCCCUUCCCACCUGAGCCUGGUAGAAAGACACAGUCGAGAAGACCGGAGGCAGGAGAGAACUCAGGUGGCUGGCACGGCAGGACACGAGUCCAGGCGUACUACCACACCCCUUGGUCCACAGCACUACCAAGAAUUUGACCGACAAAAAAGGGAUCAGAAAGAGGAGGAUGAGGAUGAGGAUGAGGAUGAGGAUGAGGAGGAGGAGGAGGAGGAGGAGGAGGAGGAAGAGGAGGAGGAGGACACAAAUCACUAG